Molecule: messenger RNA, 12179 nt
Organism: Manis pentadactyla (Chinese pangolin)
Lineage: Eukaryota; Metazoa; Chordata; Mammalia; Pholidota; Manidae
Gene: SLC4A7
Product: solute carrier family 4 member 7
Exons: 26
Coding region: 4304-8065 (1253 amino acids)
Biological process (GO): bicarbonate transport; transmembrane transport; regulation of intracellular pH
Cellular component (GO): plasma membrane; apical plasma membrane; basolateral plasma membrane
Molecular function (GO): monoatomic anion transmembrane transporter activity; solute:inorganic anion antiporter activity; sodium:bicarbonate symporter activity
Source: RefSeq, a predicted model, not a curated record
AUAUGUAACAUUUAAAAUUAGAUUUUUUAAAUAUAGAGAAAUAUAAAGAAACAAAAUAUGACCCUUGUUUUUAUUGCUCACAUAGCUCUCAUUGAUAUUAAAAUACGAAGAAUAAAGCAAUAAAGACAGGUACUUUUACAUUGUCCAUUGACAUCUAUUAGUAGCAGUGGCUUAACUUCCAGAGGUAACAGAUAUACUGAUGUAAACAUAAAAUUUUUCUUUUUACUUACAAAAAGAAUCAUAGUAUACCAACUGUUACUCAGUUUACCUUUUUUGGGGGGAGGGCAGGAGGGAGGAACUUAAUAAUAUUGAUAAUGUAUCUUGAAACACUUUCCUUAUCAGCACUUACCUAACUCAUUCUUUUGAUGCUGAAGAACUUUAUUUCAUCAUUUGAAGUACCAAAAUAUAUUUAACUGAUCCUCCUUAUUGACAUACUGCCAGUUUUUCUACCACAAAUGUUUCAGUGAACAUAUCUGAAUACACACUGUACCCACCACUUUUAAUUAGCGAAAGCAGAUUAAAAUGCCUUUUUUAAAUUUCCUGAGGCAUCGACUUAAGCUUUUUUCCUUUGGCUACUUUUUAUUAAGACUUUAUUUCUUAAAAGCAACUUUAGGUUCACAGGAAAAUUGAGGGGAAGGUACCGAGAUCUGUUUCCUUUAUACCCCCUGCCUCUACACAUGCAUGGCCUCCCCAUUAUCAACAUUCUCCAUCAGAACGGUGUUUUUGUUACAAUAGACGAAUCUACAUUCUACAUCAUUGUCACUGAAAGUUCAUAAUUUACAGGUUCACUCUUGGUGUACAUUCUGCGGGCUUAGGCAAAUGUACAAUGUUAUGUCUCCAUCAUUAUGGUAUACAGAGUAGUUAGGUGUGCUAGAUGCUCUCAUUUAAUCUUCGUUGCAAAUCCAUGAGGAGAGUACCACUAUUACUUUCAAAGAGGGUUGGAGAGGUGAGGUAAUUUGCCUAAAGACAAUUAGCAUGAACGGAAUCAGCCCCAGGCAGUUUGUCUCAGGAGCAGGAAUGCUUCACCUUUGGGCAUCCUGCUUCUACAGAUCAAUGCCCUUUAUCUUGCCGUUACCUCUGCCUGUAUUUCCUUCCCCCACCCUACCCCUUAUUUGGUGAAGUUAUACCAUUAUCAUUCAUGACUCAGUUCAAAUCUACUUGAUUUCUCUGCAGAUUUUCAGCUUUUUCCCACAGCUGGCAGCCCCCAUCUCCUUCUGCCUCUAGCAAAAGUCAUCUCAUUCUCUUACAGUGAAAUCCCCAUGACUGUAUCAGAGCUGAACACAUAGUAUUGCUGGCAGUGGUUUGUAUAUUCAUAUAUUCUCCUCUGAACUUCAUCAGAUCAGGGACCAGGGCUGGUUUUUGUUUUAAAUUUAUCUGUGGGCUUAGCCUACAGAAGUAAGGAGCAACAUUUUUUUUUUUUUCAACAAUUUACCUUCUGUCUUUCCCCUGGUGAGGCUGCCCUGGUGCUCUUACUAAACCCUAUUCCAAGGACUUUAGCUUUCCUUAUAGGAGCAAAUGAUUGGGAACAUUUAAAUUUCAGCUAUGACCAAGAAGAGGCAAUGAAGAAACACAUAGUUGUUAAAGAAUCCUCUGCGAAAGGUCAAGGAUGGUUCCAGGUUUUCCAAAGGACAAAGAAGCUGCUAUUUGACUUUAGAAAAUAUGCCCUGCCUCAUAGAGAACUGUUGGAGGAAGAUUACUGGAUGAUUAUUUGCUCCUCAGGAUGAAGAUCUUGCCAAGAGGUUGUAUCCAAGUCCCUGUUAGUAUUACCUACUGCUCCAGAAACUGAGGAAGUUCCUGAACUUGGGAUAUAGCAAAAUGUCAUUAAUUUUAGGUGCUGCAAGUUCAUUAUUAGCAACGUAUUUAGGUUCACAUUCACCUUUGUUUAGCAAAUGUUCCCCCAUGCUACAUUUUGGAUGAAUAUUUAAAAUACUGAAGAGGACAAUUUGCUUUUCAGCACCUUGGAACAUUUUAUAGCUAUCUCUAUUUGCACAAAAGCAAUUUUCACACAUUAUUUUCUUUACUCAAUACACCCAUCACCUCAGGAUGAACUCUGGCUGAGUCUGAAUUAAGUGGGUAAUUAAGAGUAAUAAUAAAUUCUAUAAUUCAGGUCUUUCCUACAUUAUCUUUUUAGUAGUUGGGAUGAAGUGAGGAGUGGAAAAAGUGUAUGGCAACACAGAAGUCACUCAAAAAAGGAUUGUGGACUAAAUAAACUUGGGGCUUACUUAUUUUUCGUAAGAUGGAGGAGGAGAAACUCAUUUUCUAGCAUGGUCUCCUGAGUGUGUAUUUGUGAGGCCUUCAAGGGUCUUGGCUCCUGCUUUGUUCCCAUUGCUCCUUUGGCCACAUCCUCAGCUGUCACAUAGGAUGCUCUUAGAUCUUAAAGGAUGUUAGGUCCCCACUCGCCAUAUUCAUUCAAUUAACACAUGUGCUGAGAGCUUACAAGGGCCAAGCACUCUUCUAGCACACUAGGAAUGUAACAGCAAACAAAGUAGACAAAAAAAUUGCUGCUUGUGUGUUUACAUGGAGGACACACACACCUGUGUGUGUGUGCGUGCGUGUGUAUACAGACAAGAAGCCAUAAUUAAGCAUAAACUAUAUAGAAUGUUGUAAAAGAAUAAGUGCAAUGCAGAAAGGGGAUAGACCAAUUAUGUACACCAAUUGCAAUUUUAUGGUAGGGGAGGUUCAGAACUAAUUCUUCAAUAUAAAUCAUAUUUACUGUAGAGAGUGAUGGUAUGGGCACAAGUGACUGGUGCCUAAAACAAUUUUAGGAGGCUUUUUUUUUUUUUUUUAAUUCCAGCUCUCCUCUUUCUUCCAAUUCUUUACUUUUCAUUCUGGUUUCAUCUUGUAUUCCUUUUAUUGUUGUUCAUUUGUCCUUAAUGAGGCACUAGAAUGGUGCAAUAGAAAGAGUAGUUACAUUAACCAGGACCUAAAACCAGUUAUCUUGGUAAGCCUCAGCUUCCACAUUUGUAAAAUGGAGAUAGUAAAACAUUUUGUAGUGUGUGAGGAUUAGAGAUGAAGCAUGUUUGCAAAACGUCACAGUCUCUAAUUUCAGGCCCCUUUAAAUGGUAGAUAUUAUUAAUAGCAGCACAUACUCUGCUCUUUUGCAAGUUAAGUGUAUAGUGUUCGCCAGCCUCAACGCAACUCUCUGGGAAAGUUAGAACAGGAGGGGACUAGAAGCCGAGCCAGGAACGAGUCAUCCAGCAUCCUUAACUUUCUGACAAAGACUUUACUAAUAUCCUCUAGGAGAUGGGGAGGAUAUGCGCCCCAGACCUACCGUGAAACUGUUUCCUUCCACUUCUCAACUAAUUCUUUUGUCAUCUUUAAAACUUUGCACGGUAACUCUGAACAAGAAUGUUUUUAACAAGCAUGCUAUGUGUCAGACACGUUCACGGAAAUGCACUGGAUCCUUGACCGAGCCUAUGCGGCAGGUAGCGUUACCCCCCAGAUGAGCUGUGGGUAUUUGACGGUGGACUUCGGGGUGUGGCGCCCGUCGAGGGCGCAAGCGCACGAGGAGGUCUGGUCAGGAGUGCCCCUCUUUCCAGGCCCCAACUGGCGUUCAAUCCUACUGAAUUGAGAAAGAAAACCUUGCGGAGUCGCGAAGACCCGUUAGUUCCGUGAGGGUUCCAGUGAGCGUCCAUGAAGAGUGGCGACCGCCUUCCCUCUGCCUCUAAAGUAUAUAGUUUGUAGCAAGAGGCGGGGGUGACCGUCACCCCGCUUCCGAACCCCAGAGGAACCUCCGACGCCAAAAACGAGUUAAUUAGUUUCGGCCGGCUAAGAUUUUACAAAGAGGGGCGGGGCCUCCUGAGGAGCUGCCGGGGGCGGGGCGCCUGCGGGGCUCAGAGAGCCGCCGACUGGGUGGGACACACGCCCGUUCCGCCUCCUCCCGCCCCGCCUCCGGGAGGCCUAGCGGAGGAGCCCGCGGGGCCACACGGCAGGGUGGGCGUGACGCGGAGGCGGGGUGGGGGCGUGCCGGGGCGGGACCGGUGCUGCACGCGUCACGGCCUGCGGCCCCGCCCCCGAGCCCUACGCGGCGGCCUCCUUUGCCCCCGCCUCGUCUCCCGCUCACUCGGUUAUCUCUCCACGUUCCACGCUCCGGCCUCUCCGCGCGGCGAGAGCCAGCCCCGCAGCCGCCGUGCGCACACGCGCGUUCCGCGUUUCGCGCGCCCCGCUCUCCCCGCUCUCCCCACGCACGCGCGCCUCUAGCCCGGACGCACGUUCGUUUCCCCGCGCGCGUCGGGUCUCGAAGGCGGCGGGCGGACCGCGCGGGGAAGUAGCGUAGCGGCCGCCGCGGGCUGACCGGCGGGCCAUGGAGGCGGAUGGGGCCGGCGAGCAGAUGAGACCGCUACUCACCCGGGGUCCUGAUGAAGAAGCUGUUGUGGAUCUUGGCAAAACCAGCUCAACUGUGAACACCAAGUUUGAAAAAGAAGAACUAGAAAGUCAUCGAGCAGUGUAUAUUGGUGUUCAUGUCCCAUUUAGUAAAGAGAGUCGGCGGCGGCACAGACAUCGUGGACACAAACAUCACCAUCGGAGAAGAAAAGAUAAAGAGUCAGAUAAAGAAGAUGGACGGGAAUCUCCCUCUUACGACACACCAUCCCAGAGAGUUCAGUUCAUCCUUGGUACUGAAGACGAUGAUGAAGAGCAUAUUCCCCAUGAUCUCUUCACGGAAAUGGAUGAGUUAUGUUAUAGAGAUGGAGAAGAGUAUGAAUGGAAAGAAACUGCCAGAUGGCUGAAAUUUGAAGAGGAUGUUGAAGAUGGUGGUGACCGGUGGAGUAAACCUUAUGUGGCAACCCUUUCUUUGCAUAGUCUUUUUGAACUAAGAAGUUGCAUCCUAAAUGGAACAGUCAUGCUGGAUAUGAGAGCAAGCACUCUAGAUGAAAUAGCAGAUAUGGUAUUGGACAACAUGAUAGCCUCUGGCCAGUUGGAUGAAUCCAUAAGAGAGAAUGUCAGAGAAGCUCUUCUGAAGAGACAUCACCAUCAAAAUGAGAAAAGAUUCACCAGUCGGAUUCCCCUUGUUCGAUCUUUUGCAGAUAUAGGCAAGAAACAUUCUGACCCUCACUUGCUUGAAAGGAAUGGGGAAGGCCUCUCAGCCUCCCGCCUCUCUUUGCGAACAGGUCUGUCUGCCUCAAACCUUUCAUUGAGAGGAGAAUCGCCUUUAUCUCUUCUUCUCAGUCAUCUUCUUCCUUCUUCAAGAGCUGGAACCCCUGCAGGCUCGAGGUGUACCACCCCAGUACCCACCCCUCAAAAUAGUCCUCCUUCCAGCCCUAGCAUCAGUCGUCUGACCUCCAGAAGUUCCCAACAGAGUCAGCUCCAGGCCCCAGAACUACUGGUUUCGCCUACUAGUGAUGAUAUUCCCACAGUAGUAAUUCAUCCACCUGAGGAAGACUUAGAAGCACUGAAAGGACAGGAACAGAAGAAAGAGGAAAAUGUUGACAUAACUCCAGGUAUUUUGGCCUCUCCACAGUCUGCACCUGGAAACCUGGACAAUAGUAAAAGUGGAGAAAUCAAAGGUAAUGGAAGUGGAGGAAGCAGAGAAAAUAGUACCGUUGACUUCAGCAAGGUUGAUAUGAAUUUCAUGAGAAAAAUUCCUUCGGGAGCUGAGGCAUCCAACGUUCUCGUGGGAGAAGUAGACUUUUUGGAAAGACCUAUAAUCGCGUUUGUGAGACUGGCUCCUGCUGUUCUCCUCUCAGGGUUGACAGAAGUCCCUGUUCCUACGAGGUUUUUGUUUCUGUUGUUGGGUCCAGCAGGCAAGGCCCCGCAGUACCAUGAAAUUGGAAGAUCCAUAGCCACUCUCAUGACAGAUGAGAUUUUUCAUGAUGUAGCUUAUAAAGCAAAAGAUAGAAAUGACCUCUUAUCUGGAAUUGAUGAGUUUUUAGAUCAAGUAACUGUCCUACCUCCAGGAGAGUGGGAUCCUUCUAUACGCAUAGAGCCGCCAAAAAGUGUUCCUUCUCAGGAAAAGAGAAAAAUUCCUGUAUUUCCCAAUGGCUCUGCUCCCAGCUCAGGUGAGACUUCUAAUGAGGCCUCCCAUCAUGCUGGGCCUGAGCUACAGAGGACUGGACGGCUUUUUGGUGGUUUGAUACUUGACAUCAAAAGGAAAGCACCUUUUUUCUUGAGUGACUUCAAGGAUGCAUUAAGUCUGCAGUGCCUGGCCUCGAUUCUUUUCCUAUACUGUGCCUGUAUGUCUCCUGUAAUCACUUUUGGAGGGCUGCUUGGAGAAGCUACAGAAGGCAGAAUAAGUGCAAUAGAGUCUCUUUUUGGAGCAUCAUUAACUGGGAUUGCCUAUUCGUUGUUUGCUGGGCAACCUCUAACAAUAUUGGGAAGCACAGGUCCAGUUUUAGUGUUUGAAAAGAUUUUAUUUAAAUUCUGCAGAGAUUAUCACCUUUCCUAUCUGUCUUUAAGGACCAGUAUUGGUCUGUGGACUUCUUUCUUCUGCAUUGUUUUGGUUGCAACAGAUGCAAGCAGCCUUGUGUGUUACAUUACUCGGUUUACAGAGGAGGCUUUUGCAGCUCUAAUUUGCAUCAUAUUCAUCUAUGAGGCUGUGGAGAAGCUCUUUCAUUUAGGAGAAAUAUAUGCAUUUAAUAUGCACAACAGUUUAGAUGAACUGACCAGCUACUCAUGUGUAUGUACUGAACCUCCUAACCCUAGCAAUGAAACUCUAAAGGUAUGGAAGGAAAAGAAUAAAACAGCACAUGAUAUUUCCUGGGGGAAUCUCACUGUUUCUGAAUGUAAAACAUUUCAUGGUGUAUUUGUAGGACCGGCCUGUAGUCUUCAUGGACCUUAUAUUCCAGAUGUCCUGUUUUGGUGUGUCAUCUUAUUUUUCACAACAUUUUUUCUGUCUGCAUUCCUCAAGCAAUUUAAGACCAAGCGCUAUUUUCCUACCAAGGUGCGAUCGACAAUCAGUGACUUUGCUGUAUUUCUCACAAUAGUAAUAAUGGUUGCAAUUGACUACCUUGUAGGAGUUCCAUCUCCUAAACUUCAAGUUCCUGAAAAAUUCGAGCCUACUAAUGCAAAUAGAGGCUGGAUCAUAAGCCCAUUGGGAGAAAAUCCUUGGUGGACUUUAUUGAUAGCUGCUAUUCCAGCUCUACUUUGUACCAUUCUCAUCUUUAUGGAUCAACAAAUUACAGCUGUAAUCAUAAACAGAAAGGAGCACAAAUUGAAGAAAGGAGCAGGCUAUCAUCUUGAUUUGCUCAUGGUUGGUGUUAUGUUGGGAGUCUGCUCUGUCAUGGGACUUCCAUGGUUUGUGGCUGCAACAGUGUUGUCAAUAAGUCAUGUCAACAGCUUAAAAGUUGAGUCUGAAUGUUCUGCUCCAGGCGAACAGCCCAAGUUUUUGGGAAUUCGUGAACAGCGGGUCACAGGGCUGAUGAUUUUUAUUCUGAUGGGCCUAUCAGUGUUUAUGACUUCAGUACUAAAGUUUAUUCCAAUGCCUGUUUUAUAUGGUGUUUUCCUUUAUAUGGGAGCUUCCUCAUUAAAAGGAAUCCAGUUUUUUGACCGUAUAAAACUAUUCGGAAUGCCUGCUAAGCAUCAGCCCGAUCUGAUAUACCUCCGGUACGUACCUCUCUGGAAGGUCCACAUAUUCACUGUCGUCCAGCUCACUUGUCUGGUUCUUUUGUGGGUGAUAAAAGCUUCUGCUGCUGCAGUGGUUUUUCCCAUGAUGGUUCUUGCAUUAGUCUUUGUACGCAAACUCAUGGAUCUGUGUUUCACAAAGAGAGAACUUAGUUGGCUUGAUGAUCUCAUGCCAGAAAGUAAGAAAAAGAAAGAAGAUGACAAAAAGAAAAAGGAGAAAGAGGAAGCUGAACGAAUGCUUCAAGCCGAGGAUGAUAGUGUGCAUCUUCCAUUUGAACGGGGAAGUCUGCAAAUUCCGGUUAAAGCCCUAAAAUAUAGUGUUGAUCCCUCAGUGGUUAACAUAUCAGAUGAAAUGGCCAAAACUGCACAGUGGAAGGCACUUUCCAUGAAUACUGAGAAUACCAAAGUAACCAGAUCUAACCCGAGCCCUGAAAAACCUGUGAGUGUGAAGAUAAAUUUUGAAGAUGAACCAACAAAGAAAUAUAUGGAUGCUGAAACUUCUUUAUAGAAUUGAACCAAGAGGAAUUAUAUAGAGAGAUAUACAGAUAUAUAUAUAUAUGUAUAUAUACACAUACACAUAUAUAUAUGUAUAAUGUGUAUAUUUCAUGUCACUAUAUAUAAUAUUGUAUGUCAUGCUAUUUAUGUAUGACUUACUGGUUUUUUUGAAGUAGUGUCUGAAGUUUGUUAGGAACAUCAUGGAGAUUUUUUAUAUAAUGAAAUGGUCUUUUAGUAGUGAGGUACAUUGUUCUUACUAUUCAAAUAUUUAUUUUGUUGGGAAAACUUUCUUCUGCAAUAGAAAGGUGUAGGGAAGUGCAUUCAAUCUACUUGUCUUUAAAUCUAUUUGUUGUCAGUUGCAAUUCAUACCAUCUUCAGGUGAUUUGUACCCUGUCCAUAUGGUUAUAAUUUUUACUUGAGUUACUAAAAAUAUUCACGUAUUAUUUCAUUUCUGUCAGUGUUUUCUGGGAAGAAAAGGGAGUCUUUAAGCCAGUGCUGAGGGACAAAUGGUGACAUGUUCUGGCUUCUCUGUGAGUGCGUUGUAUUGAUGUAGAUGUCCAUCAUGUUUCACAAGCUAUGAAAUUUUUUGGCUACAGCAAUAGAUACAUGUAAACGUUCUAGAUAAGAACUACAGUUUUGGCCUUUAUAUUUUUAAAAUUUAUUUUAAAUCUUAAAACCUUCACAUCCAGGUUUCCAUUCUGAUAGACAAGUAGAAUCACAGGUGUUUUAUAAUUUAACCCCUAUACCAGCCAUAACUUUAUGAAUUUUAGAAUCUACAUCAUGCCAAUUUAUAGUAGUUAAAUUUUGUUGCCUGUGUAGAAAUUUUUUACAAAUCCUAAUAAUACUUUAUAAGAAUCUAGAGUGCCCACUCUGUUCUUUGCCUUUGCUCUCUUUACUUAAAAUGUGGUUUGGUUUGUAUCAGGUUCAAGUUCUUGAUUAUUUUUCUGUUAUAAAUAGGAUGAUUAAAUACUCAUAAGUCAGAAUUUUCUUAAUGGGCUUAUGAUCAGUAUUUCUUUAUUAAGAAUUACCUUUUCUGUUUUGUUAUUCUUUCUCUGUAUAGGUUAUAUUUAAUAGAUGGUUACCUGUGAUUUCAUUUUAAAAUAUUUAUUUUAAUUGAUUUAAUGCUUAAAUAUAUAGACAUUUGAAAAGGUAACAAAUAGAGAUUUAAUUGUUAAUGUAAAAUAGCUGGUGCUCACUUGCAUUUAUGGUUUAUUUUCUGAAAUCAGUUGAUAGAUUUUACAUCUUUGAUAUAAAGCACUGCCUUCUGUAUUUGUAUUUUAAAAGGAAUUUAGACAUUUUAUGUAUAGCUCAGAUUGAUGGCAUUCUUCCUAUUCUGUGUUAGCAUUUUUGCUUUUCUGAGCUGUCUUUUUAACUUCCAGCAAAUCUUUUUAGUCAUUUUUAUAUAUUCUUAGCUCCACAUGAAAUAAAUAAAUGUUAUUGUUAAGCCUGUAGGACUGGAUGAAUGGGGUUAUGAAACUGAUUUGGCAAGAGGAUGAUUUGUAAAAAAACAAAUGAGUAUUGAGAAGCCACAAAAAUAUUGAAAACAGUGACAUGAAUAUUAGGAUAAAAUGUUCCUGAAAUUCCAGUUAUUCCCUUUAAUCAUUUGUAAUUCAAGUACAAAUGCAUGAGGAAUCGAUCUUACAGAAGAUCAUGAGGAAUGCCAAAAGCUGAUAUUUUAGUAAUUUUGAAGUGUUUUCAUCCGUUCUAACCUACUUAAUAACUAGUGUAAUUUCCCCAUCUGAGACCAUAUUGUCAGAUUCUAGUUAAAAUAACAAAUUCAACUUCUGCCUCUAUGGGGAGGUUGGAAAUAUAGCUACUUUUCUUUAGAGAAUAUAGCUGGCAUCAUUUGGUACUGCCUAGAAAGGAGUUAGACUCUACUGGCAGUUGAUAAUAGAGUAUUACCCAUGGUGCUUGUUACUGUUUAUGAACUUCCAUUGAAGUGAUUCCUUUUGAUUUAUAGCAGCAUAAUCAUUUCCAAAGACCCCAGUGUUUGCUGCUAUAUAUUUUGUAAACUCUCCUGAUGUUACCUGAACAAGAGGAUUUCCUUACAUCAUUUCUUUGUGUCUGGACAUCAUAGGGUUAACAAAUGUGCUUAUUUUACAGGAAGUGUUUUUAAAAUUUAAACUGAAAACUACCUGGGAUCAUAGUGUUUCUGUGAUUUUAUUUAAUGAUGUAUAAUAAUUGUCCAGUGCCAGAAAAACCAUGACUUGCAAAAUACUUGGCACUCAAAAUGGGAAUGUGUGUUUUUACUAUGUUUCUAAUGUUAAUGGUUUCUGUUUUCUUUUGACUACUUGACUUACAAAAUGAUCUGAUAUGACUACUCCAUUGAAGAGCAAAGGUAACUCAUUUUAUUAAGUAAUUAACUGCUUGUUUUACAUGAUUAUGAUAUUUUUCCACUAUAUUUUUGAAAAAACAAUCAUGAUAGCAUUCAUUGUAAGACAGUGAAAAAUAUGAUUUACUACAUGUAUUGAUUUUUAAAGGUUGCCUUAAAUAGGUAUAAAUAAGCAGUAAUAAUUGCUAUACUGAUUUACCUCAAGGUGCAAAAUAUUUAAACCUGUACAUACUUCAUUUUCAAAGUAAGUUAGACAGCCCUGCACUUCCCUAGAUGCCUUGGUUUCCAGGAUGGAGCUUAGUGCUACUGAACACCCUGGCCACAGAGCCACCUCAGGAUAGUCUUCUCUACCCUAUUUUAUUUAUUUAUAGGUAUCUGUUUACAAAGACUAUAAUAAAUCCUGAUGUUGACCAUCUGAAAUUGACUUUUUCUGAAUGCUAUUUCACUCUAAAAUAGCAGCUUUUGAGAAAACAAUGAACUAAACUUCCUUAUGAUAAAGGAUGAUUCUAUAUAUUCUCUAAUAAUAUUAGAAAUGCCUAAGUGAAGCACACAGUCUUUCAAAUGUGUGUGUGUGUGUGUAUGUGUGUGUGUGAAUGAUGUUAUUGCUCUUAAAUCUCUUGAGUUGUUUAAAAAUGCUGUGGCAUAUCAGUGUUCAUAUUUGCCAAGUCUUCUGUAAAAUGUAUAGGACAAAAUUUUGUAUGUGUUAAUGCAUGUAUUUAUGAAGCAGAUUUAUUUACCACUCAAAAUUUUAACUUUUAUUUUCUCCAAAAUACAUUUCUGUUUCCUCCACAUACUUCAAGUUCAUGUAUGUACAUAAUAGUUUUUAUCUAACUUUAUCUUUUCAUAAAGACAGGUUUAAAACUCUGUAAAACAAAAAUGGUUUCUGAAACUGAGGUAUGAUACCAGAGCUUGCUGUAUUUAAAGGAUUAUUUCAUGUACAUCAGUUCUGUAACUGUGCUGAACAAUAUAACAUGUGAAUCCUGCUUUAAAGUGCUCAGAUUUCGGAUGUGUAAGCCAUUGAUACAACAAUGUAAUUCAAAUAUGUUUAAGUUAAAUAAUGUUUUAAAUUUAUUUAUGUAGAUCACAUCUUUGUUAUCACAUGCAGUACAAGUAUGUGAAAUGUCUUUUGGCUUAGUCCAACAAUUAUUUAUAUUUUAGAAAGUAAAUGUAAAGAUUUUAAGUACAUUUGAAGUUUAAAAUAGUGUUCAAAAUUCACAAUAUGACAACUUUAAUGUAAAGUUGGUUCUUUAACUUUUCAAAAAAGUGUCAAUAAUAGGAAAACAUAAUGUUGGAAAUGGAAUCAUCUAAAAAUCAUUAAAAAAUUUAAUUAGUGCUUAUUGACUUACACAGUUAACUUGUUUUUUUAAUCAGAUUUUUGUGCAUUGACUAAGUUUUGUGUUGUGGCUUUUCUUUAGUUGCUUUAAUAUUAAAAGUUUUGUUCUUUUGUUUUGUAGGGGGGAUUAUCUUCCAAAGUUUACUACUUUUAAAUAAAUAGAAAUUGAAUUUUAUUGUUCAUUUAUAUAAUAUUUAAUAGCUUGGUAUAAUUUCACAGUACAGUUCUAAUUUUUAAGACUUUUAUAAUAACAAUGAUAAUAUUUUCUUUUGUAAUAAAAUCCAAAGUAAAUUGAACAUUUAAAACAUAGAACUGGUAUUUUUCAUUUAUAUGAACUAUAGGUCUCUACCAAGUCUAUAAUGUGAAUGAUUCUGCCUUUCAAAUUUGUUUGAAAAUUGUUAGAAGACUAUUUUUUGGAAAUGUUAUUGAAGUUUGAGAGAGCAAUAAAAGUCUACUGAAUGA